Microcebus murinus (gray mouse lemur) is the source of this 3397-nucleotide messenger RNA. It is a transcript of the gene FOXC1, whose product is annotated as forkhead box C1. Gene Ontology annotation, molecular function: RNA polymerase II cis-regulatory region sequence-specific DNA binding; DNA-binding transcription factor activity, RNA polymerase II-specific. Lineage: Eukaryota; Metazoa; Chordata; Mammalia; Primates; Cheirogaleidae. Gene Ontology annotation, biological process: regulation of transcription by RNA polymerase II; cell differentiation; anatomical structure morphogenesis. The record is from RefSeq and is a predicted model, not a curated record.
GCCAUGCAGGCGCGCUACUCCGUGUCCAGCCCCAACUCCCUGGGAGUGGUGCCGUACCUCGGCGGCGAGCAGAGCUACUACCGCGCGGCCGCGGCGGCGGCCGGGGGCGGCUACACCGCCAUGCCGGCCCCCAUGAGCGUGUACUCCCACCCCGCGCACGCCGAGCAGUACCCGGGCGGCAUGGCCCGCGCCUACGGGCCCUACACGCCGCAGCCGCAGCCCAAGGACAUGGUGAAGCCGCCCUACAGCUACAUCGCGCUCAUCACCAUGGCCAUCCAGAACGCCCCGGACAAGAAGAUCACGCUCAACGGCAUCUACCAGUUCAUCAUGGACCGCUUCCCCUUCUACCGGGACAACAAGCAGGGCUGGCAGAACAGCAUCCGCCACAACCUCUCGCUCAACGAGUGCUUCGUCAAGGUGCCCCGCGACGACAAGAAGCCGGGCAAGGGCAGCUACUGGACGCUGGACCCGGACUCCUACAACAUGUUCGAGAACGGCAGCUUCCUGCGGCGGCGGCGGCGCUUCAAGAAGAAGGACGCGGUGAAGGACAAGGAGGAGAAGGACCGGCUGCACCCCAAGGAGCCGCCGCCCGGCCGCCAGCCCCCGCCCGCGCCGCCGGAGCAGGCCGACGCCGCCGUGCCGGGCCCGCAGCCGCCGCCCGUGCGCAUCCAGGACAUCAAGACCGAGAACGGUACGUGCCCCUCGCCGCCCCAGCCCCUGUCCCCGGCCGCCGCCCUGGGUAGCGGUAGCGCAGCCGCGGUGCCCAAAAUCGAAAGCCCCGACAGCAGCAGCAGCAGCCUGUCGAGCGGGAGCAGCCCCCCGGGCAGCCUGCCGUCGGCGCGGCCGCUGAGCCUGGACGGUGCGGAGUCCGCGCCGCCGGCCGCGCAACCCGCGCCGCCGCCGCACCACGGCCAAGGCUUCAGCGUGGACAACAUAAUGACGUCGCUGCGGGGGUCGCCGCAGGGCGCGGCCGCCGAGCUCAGCUCCGGCCUUCUGGCCUCUGCAGCCGCGUCCUCGCGCGCGGGCAUCGCACCCCCGUUGCCACUCGGCGCCUACUCGCCGGGCCAGAGCUCCCUCUACAGCUCCCCCUGCAGCCAGAGCUCCAGCGCAGGCGGCUCCGGCGGCUCCGGAGGCGGCGGCGCGGGGGGCGCGGGCAGCGCGGGGACCUACCACUGCAACCUGCAGGCCAUGAGCCUGUACGCGGCCGGCGAGCGCGGCGGCCACUUGCAGGGCGCGCCCGGGGGCGCGGGCAGCUCGGCGGUGGACGACCCCCUGCCCGACUACUCUCUGCCUCCGGUCACUAGCAGCAGCUCGUCCUCCCUGAGUCACGGCAGCGGCCAGGAGGCCAGCCACCACCCUGCGGCCCACCAAGGCCGUCUCACCUCGUGGUACUUGAACCAGGCGGGCGGAGACCUGGGCCACUUGGCCAGCGCGGCGGCAGCGGCCGCCGGCUACCCGAGCCAGCAGCAGAACUUCCACUCGGUGCGGGAGAUGUUCGAGUCCCAGAGGAUCGGCUUGAACAACUCUCCGGUGAACGGGAACAGUAGCUGUCAGAUGGCCUUCCCUUCCAGCCAGUCUCUGUACCGCACGUCCGGAGCCUUCGUCUAUGACUGCAGCAAGUUUUGACACCGCCUCCUCCCCUCGCACACACCCAGAGCCGAACUGAAUAGAAGCCCGAAGCAAAAACAGCCAAAGGACCCCAUCAAUACAAAAUCGAAACUAAAAAGAUACAACUUAAAAAACUUAAGAACAUGCACCACACCAACGAACAGAAUCCUCCAGAAAUUCAGCUCACCAGCACAAAGAAAACUCUAUUUUCUUAAAAGAUUAACUCAGAGCAACCUCCACUUUGCCUUAUCUAAAUAAACAAAACCGUAGACUAUUUUGUACAAAGACACCAAAACCAUGGUUUAUUAAAGGACAGUGUUACUCCAGAUAACACGUAAGUUUCUUCUUGCUUUUCAGAGAGCCACUUUCCUCCUCUCUUCUCACUUCCCUGCAAUCUUCCUUGCCCCUCACCUGUAAGAUAUUAUUUUAUCCUAUGUUGAAAGAAGGGGGAAGUCCCCUUAUAUGACAACCGCAUUCUUUUUAUUCAUGGACUUGUUUUAAAAUGUAAAUUGCAACAUAGUAAUUUAUUUUUAAUUUGUAGUUGGAUGUUGUGGACCAAACGCCAGAAAGUGUUUCCAAAACCUGACGUUAAAUUGCCUGAAACUUUAAAUUGGUUUUUUUUCUCAUUAUAAAAAGGGAAACUGUAUUAAUCUUAUUCUAUCGUCUUUUCUUUCUUUUUGUUGAACAUAUUCGUUGUUUGUUGAUUAAUAAAUCACCAUUCAGCUUGAAUGAGACCCACAUGUCUGGAUACUUUAAUGCAGCCUUAAUUAUUAUUGAAAAAGAUUUCAGAGAUAAAAACACUAGAAGUUACCUAUUCUGCACCUAAAUCUCUGAAAAAUAGAGAAACCCUCUGACUAGUCCGUGUCAAAUUGCACAAAGAGUCUUUUUGUUUAGAUUUAUUUUCCUCUAGCAUCUUCUGCAAAAUGUACUAUUAUAGUCAGCUUGCUUUGUGGCUAGUAAAAAGAUAUUUUCCUAAACCUGUCUGAGUUGGCAUAUAAAGAAAUAAGAUUUCUCAGUCAUGACAGAAUAGGAUUUGGAAAUUUUAAGCCCAUGAGUCAGCAGCGGUCUUUCCACAGUGAUACCCGCACACCAGCGAUGGGAAUGUGCCUCCAGAGAGGCGCAGAUCGGUGUUUGGCUUGUGCGUCCCAAAUGGAAUUGCCAUGCAUAUUACGUCCUGUGAGCCAGAUGCUGAAUGAAUUUUUCCUAUUAAUUUCAGUCUUUUGUAAGAGGGAAAAUAAACCAGUUUUUAAAUGUAUAUAUAUAUAACUCAUCCACAUUUACAGUCCUUCAUGUAUUACAUAGAAGGAUUGAUAUUUUAGAAAAUAUAUUGAGGGUUGGAAAGGGAUAUUUAACCUUUGGGAAACUAUUUUAGAAGAUAUCUUUGUAGAACAAUUAUUUUUGGAAAAGAUUUAAAGCAAUAAUAAGGAAGGAGAGAAGAGCAGAACAUUUUAGUCUAGGGUGGUUUCUUUUUAAACCAAUUUUUCUUGUUAAUUUACAGUUAAACCUAGGGGGCAAUCCAGAUUGGCCCUCUCUCCUUUGUAAAUAACCCAGGAAAUGUAAUAAAUUCAUUAUCUUAGAGUGAUCUGCCCUGUCAAUCAGACUUGGGGAGAUGGCGAUUUGAUUACAGACAUCAGGGCCUUCCAGUUUGUUUUCGAGAUAAUACAGUUCCCUGCUAUCUGCCGUCCUGUCUAGAGGCAGCACUUCAGCAAUAAUUGCUGUUGCUUGUGUCAAAAUUUGGUCAUUGUUAAAGGAUUGCUGCAAAUAAAUACACUCUAAUUCCAGUCAAAAA